Messenger RNA from Heterobasidion irregulare TC 32-1, 2975 nucleotides. RefSeq lists its product as uncharacterized. The transcript has 2 exons. The coding region runs from base 1 to 2853 and encodes 950 amino acids. Lineage: Eukaryota; Fungi; Basidiomycota; Agaricomycetes; Russulales; Bondarzewiaceae. The record is from RefSeq and is a predicted model, not a curated record.
AUGUCAAAUCGUCAGAUCAAGAAGAGAAAGGGCAAAGUUGUCCGCGAGCGCACCGUCACCACGUUGACCGGUGCAGACGAACAAAGCACGCAGUCUUUUCAUAUACCGUCCUCUGACGAUCCGACACCUCCUGGCAACAUCAUGUCUUCUCCUUUCUCAGUCGCUUCUUCGUCUGGAGCCAACAACAGCAGCUCGAUGCCUCCAAUGCCCUUCCACAUACCGACUACCUUCACCACAUUUGGCUACAAUUCGUACAUGCACCCUAUGCCUCCCCACAUGCACUCUCCGUCCCAGUUUCGUCCUGAUCCUUCGCUUCCGCCCGGCCAGGCAGACUUGGAAGCGCUUGAGCGGUUGAAGGAAGCAAUAAAAAAUAAUGAGCACGAGAUAUACCGCGCCGUUCCUCAGCCUGCAGUUCUUGCCAGCCUCUAUAAAGGUCUCAUAGAUUCUGUUCAGUCUCAUGUACCUCCUCAUCCCGAGCAAGUGCCGCCUGGCUAUCAGGGUGUUUCCAGCUUGAAGCCGGGCUUCGAUGCUGCGCCCCAACAGCUCAGCAAGGGUUCUUCCAACGUCCCCCCUGGAUUGACGGCCUCCAACAGCUCUUCUGAUACUCGCCUCUCUGUGACAGUGGCCCGCUACGAUGGAUCCUCCAACGGACAUGCUACUAGUGACUCCAAAGCUUCGGCAACGUUAUCUGGUCCAGCCGGCUCUGAUGUGUCUCGUCCCAACGGUUUACGCCAGGAUCCUGAGCCUAACAAAUCCGAUCCACAAUCUUUGAGUCGACCUGUGGUGGCUGAAUCUACGUAUCCUCGAGGAAGCUCUAUUAGUAAUCUGCCUGGCAAAUCUCUACCUGAUGCUAAAGACGACCUGCGCGUACGGGACGCUGGAUGGCCAUCAAGAGGUGGUCCUCCUGGCUCGGAAGAUCGACAGCGCUCUGAUUCCGAUCGACCUGUGCCUCGCGAUAAUCGUGGACCCCCGCCCGAUAGAGCCAUGCCCCCACGGGAUCAACGCAUCUAUGAGCGUGAGCGAGACAUAGACCGUGAUCGGGAACGUGACCGGCUUAGGGAUCGCGACUGGGAUAGGGACAGAGAUCGCGACCGUCGUUAUGACUGGCGCCGUGAUGACCGCCGCCCAGUGGAUAGACGACCUCCUCCUGAGGAGCGACACUAUGAACCCAGACCCGGUGCUGAGCGUCGCUGGGAUCCCCCUGUCGACUCUGGGCGCGAUAAGCGUGCGGACAGGCCCGACGAAAGGAUCCCUGGAGGUGUUCGCCCUGCUAACUCGGCUGAUCGGUUCCCGGCUGAUGAGCGGCCUGUGCCUGCACGCACUGGUCCUCCUGUUGACAUGCAAUCUCAGCGAGCACCCCCUGAUCAUGAACCACGGACUGGCCCGCCUCCCUCAAGGGACGAUCGUUCUGUCAAGCCCCUUGGGGUUCCGUCAUUAGGUGAAAACGUCCGUGGUCCUCCUGUCGAAGAGCAUCCUCCACCACGGUCCGCUGUCCCUCUUGAGGAGCGUAUUAGCCGUCCACCUUCUCUCCAGGAUAGAAUCAGUGCAGCUCCAGCACCACCGCAACGUGCGGAUGAACGCCCUGCACGUCCUGUACCUACUCUUGAAGAACGAUUAUCCCACACAUCUGAUGACCGAGCUUCUCUUUCUAAUGUUCCUCGUGGUCGCAUCGGCGAUGAUAGGUCUCGUAUUGUAGAGCCGACACGCCCGGGACCUCCCGCUGAUCGUGACGAGCGACCUCGGAUGCCUACCAAUGCCCCGGUUGACCGUUUCCCGAAAAAUGCUACUGACGAUCGUGCAGCUCCCCCGGUCUCAUCUCGUGCGGCUACGUAUACUCGCGCUCCUUCUGUGACUCGCGAGGAGCCUCGCCCGCCACCACGAGCUGUAUCUCCGUUGCAUUCGUCUGCUCGUCUGCCUCCACCACAGCCCAAACACGACUAUCGUCCACGCGAGCCCUCGCGCGAAAGAGGUUCAGACUUCAGGCCUUAUUACCGAACAGAGUUUGACAGACCCUUGGAGGACGAUCGCCGUUCCGAAAACAUGGACCUUGAACCAGGCCGUUACGGUGACUCACGUGCGCCCUAUAGACGGUAUGACUGGGCUCCCGCGCUUUCAUCUCCUCCUCGUAACGAUAUAUACGGAAGCGAGGCUGAGAGACGACGGACCGAUUACAGCCGGGAAUGGUAUAAUGCGCGUCCUCCUGGCUGGGAAGAUGCGCGGGCGUACUGGGAGACUAAGACUCACCGACCGAGUGGAAGCGAAGACUGGGAGCGGGAAUAUAGCUCACGGUAUGGAGACCAUCGCGGCGAGCCUUGGGAUGAUCGCGACAGGAGAUACGGCGAAACAUCCGCAGAGCCCCAUGCGCGCGGCGGAUUCGAGCCUCGUCCACUGAGCACGCGUUUGGCCGACUCUUAUUCCCAAGAUGAGCGAGGUAGCUAUCCUCCACGUCCACCGUUUGAAGCAUCGCGUGUCCGUCCUCGAAGCCCAAGUCCCGUGCGUGACGACAGGGAUCGAGACGAACUAAGACCGCCAUUGAAGAGGUCAAGGGAGGAGGGGUACGGCGCACCAGCUCUCUACGAUGCUCCGCCUGGCCUUGGCUUGAGCCAAGAUCGGUCGAGGGGAUCACCGCCGCCUGUACCUCCCAGUUUCGGAGAAGUUGGAGGAUCGAGAUACUAUAACAAUCACGGGAUCGACGGGGAAAGGGGUUAUCGGGACGCAUACGGAAGUUACGACAGGGGACGAAGAUCUCCGCCUUCAGGUUCAAGAGCUGCGUACAAUGGUGGAGGUAUGGGCGCGAGGUCAGGGAGCAAUGAGAGGAGGUAUGGUAUGCCGCCUGGCGGUAGAUCCGUUUGAAGUGCUGAAUAUCCUUGGUUGAAAGACAUCUGAUUUAUAGUAGUAUCUUUUGGUAGGAAAAUAUCGUACUUGGUUUAUAUGUUGAUUGUUAACAGCCAACAAAUACACGAGCAUAUCUAUAC